Messenger RNA from Amorphotheca resinae ATCC 22711, 318 nucleotides. RefSeq lists its product as hypothetical. The coding region runs from base 7 to 225 and encodes 72 amino acids. Lineage: Eukaryota; Fungi; Ascomycota; Leotiomycetes; Helotiales; Amorphothecaceae. The record is from RefSeq and is a predicted model, not a curated record. The transcript has 2 exons.
CACCAAAUGCCCAACUCCAUCAGCGCCCAGUCAAGCACGAAAAAAAUACUCCGCAUGAAAUCGCAUAUUCUGCCUUCUUUUUUUUGCCCCUCUCUCGACAUCUCUUCUCUCGUGCCACUCGCGGCUGAGAUUUGGAAAUCCCUUCAUUCUUUCCCUCUUCCCAAAUAUCUGCUUGGCCGGAUAUCUCUCCACUCCAAAAAUCUCCACUCUACACGUCUUUGCUGAGUCUGCGAAUUGGGCGCAGAGCCUCGGCCACGUUCCUGGAGAUCCGACAUCGUUUCGAGACCCCGCACAAACUUUUCCACGCCGACGAACUGU